Messenger RNA from Saprolegnia diclina VS20, 1689 nucleotides. RefSeq lists its product as hypothetical. Bases 1 to 1689 code for a protein of 562 amino acids. The transcript has 9 exons. The record is from RefSeq and is a predicted model, not a curated record. Lineage: Eukaryota; Oomycota; Saprolegniomycetes; Saprolegniales; Saprolegniaceae. Gene Ontology annotation, molecular function: hydrolase activity.
AUGGCCGAGUUCGACGCGCAGUACGUGCACCUCGUGCGCGAGGGCUUGUCGCGCGUGGCCAUCGAGGCGCGGCUGGCGGCCGAUGGCAUCGAGGACGUCGGUGGUUUCUGGCAGGCGAUUGCGCAUCAAGCGCUCCUCGACGCCUGCGACCCGACGCAGCCGAUCGACCAAACGUGGCGCCGCCUGUACCCGUUCCAGUACUUUGAGCCCAACUACGCGCUGCCACCCGUGGCCUCGCCCAAGACGCCAGGGUAUCUCCGCGUCGUGGUCAUCUCGGACACGCAUGGCUUGCAUGGGAACAUGGACGCGAUUCCGGACGGCGACAUCUUGCUGCACGCUGGCGACUUUACUGACACGGGCGACCGCGACGAGGUGCUUGCGUUCAACGAGUUCUUAGCCGCCUUGCCGCAUCGCUACAAGGUCGUGAUUGGCGGCAACCACGAGAGCACGUUCGACAAGGCGUACUACCCGACGCAAUGGCAGCGCUAUGGCCACCCGAUGCAGUACGACCCGGACGACGUUCGCUCGCUGCUCACGAGCGCCUUGUACCUCGAAGACGAGCUCGUCGUCAUCGAAGGCUACAGCAUCUACGGGACGCCGUGGCAGCCCGAGUUUUGCAACUGGGCGUUCAACUUGCCGCGGGGCAGCGACGAACUGCGAUCGAAAUGGACUGCGAUUCCGGACGACGUUGACAUUCUGUUGACGCACACACCGCCGCUCGGGCGCGGCGACCACGUGGGCAUCAGCCACGUCGGCGACAUCGACCUGCUCCAGCAAGUGCAGCAGCGCAUCAAGCCCCUGUACCAUGUCUUUGGCCACGUGCAUGAAGGCUACGGCGCCAGCUGCGACGGCACGACCGUCUUUAUCAACGCGAGCAACUGCGACGAAGACUACAAGGCCAUCAACCCGAUCGUGGUGUUCGAUCUGCCGCCACGCCUGGCCGCGACCGCCGACACGGCCCAUGCCUACCAUACAAAAUUCGCAGCUCAAACGCAGCAGAGUGCUACCUUUGCCUUGCGCCGGUUCCGUAUCCAAGGCACGAGCGGCGACCAAGUCUUUCAAGAGGCGCUGCGGAAGCGUCCGAUCGACCGUCGCAAUGCACGCGCGAUGAAGUACUGCUUCCUCGAGAAGGCCCACGAGCCUGCUGUGCCGGCGCCGCCGUCGCCCAUCGCGCCCAACUACAGCGUCGCGACGACCCGCGUGCGCAAGCUGGGCAAGAGCGUGUCGGUCUCGGUGCUGCAGCCCGACAGCUUUGACCCGCUGCCGAUCACACGCGCUACAACCGACGCGCCACCGCGCCGAGGGUUAGGGGGCCGCCGCUUGAUUAGCAAGAACGCGGGUCUUGCCGUGCUGCCGGAAGAAGACGAGCUGAAGCAAGACGCGCCGGCGCCAACGGUCGUCGAGCCGCCGUGCGUCAUGUGCCAGUACAACGUCCCCGGGCACGUCCACAAACCGUCGGCGCCAGUCGCCGCGCCCGUCGCUCCAACGCCUGUCGUUGUUGCCGACGCGCCGCCUGCCGACGACUGCGUGCUUUGCAAAUACAAGGUGGCGGGCCACGUGCACCCGCGGUCGGAUCCGCCACCCACACCCGCACCGACGGUCGCUGCUGCUGCGGCAAGUACGACCGAGACGCCACCGGAAGGCGAGCGCGGCGCACGCGGCAUGAACCGUGUCUCUUCGUGGUUUUAG